Neoarius graeffei (lesser salmon catfish) is the source of this 873-nucleotide messenger RNA. RefSeq lists its product as uncharacterized. The transcript has a single exon. NCBI's taxonomy places the organism in Eukaryota, Metazoa, Chordata, Actinopteri, Siluriformes, Ariidae. The coding region runs from base 1 to 873 and encodes 290 amino acids. The record is from RefSeq and is a predicted model, not a curated record.
AUGAGCUAUGCUCAGGCUGAACCAGAGGAGAGGCCUGCUAAUCCCAGUGACAAUACUAUUCCCAGUGCAAACGGCAAUCCCAAUGCUAUCACCAAGUCUAGUGUCUCUGGAAGCCCUAUAAUCAAUGUCAAUGCACCCUCAAAUCCAAGCAAUACUUUUAACCCCAAUGCCACAAACACCAGCGAUGAAAUGGAGUGCAAAAUCUGCUAUCAGCGCUACAAUGUUCAUAGCCGUAAGCCCAAGAUACUGGACUGCUUGCAUCGUGUUUGUGCCCGCUGCCUUAACAAAAUCCUGGACGUUGGAGACAGCUCAGGCUGCAUCUGCUGUCCCUUCUGCCGGCACGAGACAAGAGUUAGUGACUAUGAAGUGGCAGCACUACCAGAUGACUUGAACAUUAUGUCAUUCCUGGCAGUCCAGGACAAAUGCUGUAGCUCAGACCACAGCAAAGAGGUGGUGCUGACACCCAAGAGCCUAUCAUCCAGUGAUAGUCCAUACCACGAUUCUUCUAACUGCCUGGUCAUCACCAUUAUGGAGGUCCAGAGAGAUGCACAAUAUUCACCCAGUCGCAAUGGUAGCUCUGAUGACUAUGGCGAACACAGCCUGGACUCUGUAUCCGUGGCAUCAAAUGGUGGCACCAUGGACCAGGACGCAUUCGCCAAGUUUUGCAAUCAUGUACCCCGGAUUCUUGUGUGGCUAUUAGGCUUCUUUUACUUUGGAUCCUUGCCACUGGGCAUAUACUUGCUGGUGAUCCAAAAAGUUACUCUGGGCAUAGUAUGUGUUAGCCUUGUCCCCACCAGCCUUACUGUUUGUCUCAUGUAUGGAUUCUGCCAGUGUCUUUGCCAAGGUGUAUGCGACUGCUCCAGCAGAAGCUGA